This is a messenger RNA of Conger conger (European conger), 1600 nucleotides long. It is a transcript of the gene cisd2, whose product is annotated as CDGSH iron sulfur domain 2. Gene Ontology annotation, molecular function: 2 iron, 2 sulfur cluster binding. The transcript is spliced from 3 exons. The coding region runs from base 129 to 536 and encodes 135 amino acids. Gene Ontology annotation, biological process: regulation of autophagy; autophagy of mitochondrion. Gene Ontology annotation, cellular component: intracellular membrane-bounded organelle; mitochondrial outer membrane. NCBI's taxonomy places the organism in Eukaryota, Metazoa, Chordata, Actinopteri, Anguilliformes, Congridae. The record is from RefSeq and is a predicted model, not a curated record.
CGCUAACUUCCAGUUCCCAUAGUAAAUGACCUGUGCGAAGUUGCACUUUUGACAACGCAAAUACGUAGAUGGACCCCAGGAAAUAUGUGACUUCGUUGAAUUAAAACCAUCUCACAGACACAUUCAAGAUGGUGUUAGAAAGCAUUGCGAGGAUUAUUAAGAUCCAGCUCCCAGCCUACCUCAAAAAGCUACCUUUACCAGAAACGAUCGGAGGUUUUGCGAGUUUAACAGUUUCAGAGUGGCUCCGGCUGCUUCCCCUGUUGGGUAUUCUGGCCCUCCUGGGCUACCUCACCAUCCGGCCCUUCCUUCCCAAGAAGAAGAAACAGAAGGACAGCCUCAUCAACCUAAAGAUCCAAAAAGAGAACCCCAAAGUUGUCAACGAGAUCGACAUUGAGGACCUGAAAAGCACCAACGCCUGCUACUGCAGGUGCUGGCGAUCCAAAACGUUUCCUGUUUGUGAUAAAUCGCACAUUAAGCACAACGAGCUGACGGGGGACAACGUGGGCCCGUUAAUACUGAAGAAGAAAAUUCUAUAAUCCCGCACUCCUGUUGGGCAGUCUAUAGGUCUUUUAAAAUGUGUCUAUUGAGAGACGGGCCUCUUUUUUUACUGUUUUGUAUCAUUUAGCUGUUUCUGACACUUUAAUUUUUUGAUGAGGUGUGUGGCGGGGGGUUACCUUAUAGAAAGGUAGCACAAAUGUUGCCUGUGUUCCAUGGUAGCUUCAGAAAUACAACUCAUUAUCAUAUCAGGAGCACAAAACCUGAACAACUGGUAAAGCAUGACUUUCAUACUACAAUGUGACUUAAAUAUUGUCCACAUGUAGAGAUGAUCUGAAUAUCAAUUCAGAUGUUUAUUAUUUUUUUUUUUGUUGCUUCAUUUCAACUUGACUAUGACUUGAAACAUGACAAUGAUGCUGUUAAUUUUAUUUAGCCUUCAACCGUUUUUCAGCUUUUGCCUCGCUUAGGAUAGGAAGCUCAUUUUCUAUAGUUAAAACCAAUUCUAGCAUCUUAAUUAAAAACAGUGGUUCAGUAUCAAGCAACUUGGCAGGAUUAAAAAGGCUAAUCCUUUGCUUAUCUUCUGCGAAGGGGACUUUACCUGUGUAGAACGCUUAUUUGAGAGCAUUAAGGGGCUGUAGGACCCAAAAUGGCCUCGCAGACAGUCUUGUGUAGUUUUGAACAGCUGGGAUCAUAUUCAGGGAACCAACUUUAUAAUAAUAUAUAUAUUUUAUUAUUCCAGAUUCAAGCUCAGUGAAUCAGUACCAGCCUUUACCAUCAAUACCAGUCAUCUCCCAAAGAAAAAUUAAAUGCAUUUGAAGAAUCACUUUCCAUAGUUUUCAUAUCAAUAAAUAAGAUGUGAAGAGGCUUACUGUUUGUAUUGGCACCAUGCUGAAUGUCUUAUUUUUACAUAAUUGGCAAACAUUUACUGCCAUUCUAAUUUGAUUGUUAUUUUUACCCUUGGCAGAUCAAUCACGACACAUUUUUCCCUGCAGUAGAUUGUAUUGUUUCUGUUUAUUCAAAAUGUUCGUUGGAAAUAAAUCCUUUUGGUUGUAAUGUCUGGUAUGUGAGUAGCUGUAAUAAAGUUUCUGAUGGUUUUUGUAACAAA